UCCGCAACAUCCUGACUGGCCGAGGCUGGUGAUCGCAGGCAGCAGCAGCGGCAAGCCCCCACAAGACGGAUGAAUUAGAAAACCUGCAGUAACCACCGCCACCCCCUUUUCUUUUCUUUUAUUCAUUAUUUAUAUUGAAGAGUCGGUCUCUAAACACUGCUGCCCUCAUCUUGACAGUUUGAAGCGGAUACAAGGCUUCCAUAGACAGAUUCACUAUGGGGAUCAAGGCUGCCCUCCCCAGAUAUGAGCUGUAUCUCUACACAGCUGUACUCGCCGGGGCCUUGAUAUGGGCAGGCAGUUGGAUAGCUGAAGCUUCAAGUGAGAAUGUAAACAGAAAAGCCUUCAAAGAAAGUGUGAAACCAGGAUGGCAUUACUUUGACAGGAAAAUGGAUGUUGCAGACUUCGAAUGGAUGAUGUGGUUCUCUACAUUCCGCAAUCAUAUCCUUUUUGCUCUCACCGGUCAUGUUAUCUUUGCGAAAAUAUUCACCCUGCUCGCUCCAAAGAUUGGCAUACAUGGAUGUAAGCACAGAUCCUUGAUCUUUGGUGUGUACGGUGGUUUGGCAGUCCUGAUCACGAUGGGCUGGACCUUCAUGGCUCUGGUUCUGUCUCACUGCAUCAUACUCUACAGCGUCGCCCUGGUAAAGAUGAAAUGGUUGUGCUUUGUGGCCGGCCUUACCACGCUGGCCUCCCUCAAGCUGGAGCCCUAUAACUCCUGGCAGGAAACCUUGGUGACCGGCUCUUUUGACCUGCAAGACAUCCUGUUCUAUGGAGGCUGCGGCUUCAGCAUCAUGCGCUGUAUGAGCUUUGCUUUAGAGAACUGUGAGAAAAAAGACGGAAACUACACAUUCUCUGACCUGCUGAGAUACAACUUCUACCUCCCCUUCUUCUUCUUUGGACCUAUCAUGACUUUUGACAGGUUUCAUGCCCAGGUGAACAACACCCAGCUGACCCGCAAGGACAGGGAGAUGUGGAACAUCACCACCAAGGCUUUGGUGCAUCUGGGAGUUAUUCUGGCGGUGGACGUCUUCUUCCACUACCUCUACAUUCUGACAAUCCCCAAUGACAUGAAGCUGGUCACCAAGCUUUCUGACUGGUGUCUGGCUGGUCUGGCUUAUUCCAACCUGGUUUAUGACUGGGUGAAAGCCGCCAUGAUGUUUGGUGUCAUCAACACCGUGGCAACACUGGACCACCUGGACCCUCCUCAGCCUCCCAAGUGUAUCACCAUGCUCUAUGUCUUCGCUGAGACACACUUUGACAGAGGCAUCAAUGACUGGCUGUGCAAGUACGUUUAUGACUAUAUUGGCGGGGAUCACGAUCAAAUCUUUAAGGAGCUCCUGGCAACCUUCUGCACCUUCGCUAUCACCACCUUGUGGCUGGGCCCGUGUGAGCUGGUUUACAUCUGGUCCUUUUUCAACUGCUUUGGCCUAAACUUUGAGCUGUGGGUGGCCAAGCUCUUCUCCCUUCCGCCAUUCUCGACCAUAGAGCGUAUGAUGGGUGAAGCCAUGUCACGCAGGAUCCGGGGUGUGUUCAAUGCUGCCAACUUCUGGACCAUUGUACUCUACAACGUUCUCGCCCUGAAUAAUUUGGAGUUUGCCAAACUGGUGGGAAGACGACUGAUUUUCAAAGGGUUUCCUCUGUCCUCCCUCUCAGUGUUACUUGUGACCUACUGUGGCGUGCAGCUGGUGAAGGAAAGGGAGAGACAACAAGCCCUGCUGGACGAUCCGGAGCCAGUGAAGCCAGUAGAUGGGGGCAAAGAAAAAGCAGAAUAAACAGGGAGAAAAUAACUGACUGUCACAGACUUCACGGUCAACAGUCCCCUCACAUUGUUCCAUCAACGGCCUUGUGAACUGUACCUAACCAGACUGUAACAGCCAGUCAGCACCUGUAUUGUUCACAAGCCUGUGUUUUUGCUUUUGUUUGUCAGAAGCGAGGCAAUGUUUUGAACUGUGAAAUAUCCUCAAGUGCACUUGCUGUAGAUAAUCGCCACAUCCUUUGGCACAAAUCCACCGAUGGUGCAUUUUGUAUUUGUAUUUUAUCUGAACAAAAGAUUGUUUAACAAAUGAUACCUAAUAGUAUAUUAUUAAUAGUAAGACAUACAGUAUUGUAAAGGAACAACUACUUUGCUCUGCGCGGUUGUCUCCUGUGUUCAUUUUUGAUUCUUCUCAGAUUUGGACAUUCUUCCUUUUUUAUAAUCAUCGUCAAUAUGAUUAUUUUCAGUGAGAUGGUGUCUUAAUUUUGCAUUAAAUCAUAAUCAUUACAAUGUUUAACCCUACUAAAAGGGUUAAAACUUGAAAUCAGGGUGCCACACACAAAGUGCAGUGAAGAAAAUAAACAAAGGGUGCUGUGGAGGUCCUCCACAUAACUUGCAGCUGAUUGUAAUGUAAAUUUGCUCCAAUGUCACACAGCAAUUUACAAGUCACAAUGUAUAGGAUAGUCUACUUUAAAGUUGAGGGAGAAUGUAUUAGAUCGCUUGUAAUGCUGAAAAAUUGAAUGUAGUUCAACCGUCCAGAGAACGACAGCUUUACUCCACUACCAGGCCACUACUGUAUUUGUGACAUUUUCCCUCCACCCUCUUACACAUGAUCCAGGUCCCCCCACUCGCUAUGAAAGGCAAUAGACCCUUAAGCGAAUAUGGGUCACUCUUAUCUUGCCUGUCACCAAAACCUGCUGUCUGGCUACAGUGCAGCAGGCAGAGAGAGAAAACGUGUAGCCUAUACCUUUUCUCAUUGUAGGGUUUUUAUUCAAAGGUGUUCAAAUGUUUGACUUGAAAUAAAGUUUAGUUUCAUCCAAAAGUGGCACAAGUAUAAGCUUGUUUUGUUGCAGUAUGGAGAUGAGACUAAAACGAGUGUAUUGUUGUUUCCUUGGAUGGGUAAGCACAGCCUGCAUUAAAACAUUUUAACAAUA
Molecule: messenger RNA, 2904 nt
Organism: Perca flavescens (yellow perch)
Lineage: Eukaryota; Metazoa; Chordata; Actinopteri; Perciformes; Percidae
Gene: hhatla
Product: hedgehog acyltransferase like, a
Exons: 13
Coding region: 216-1769 (517 amino acids)
Biological process (GO): negative regulation of N-terminal protein palmitoylation
Cellular component (GO): endoplasmic reticulum
Molecular function (GO): acyltransferase activity
Source: RefSeq, a predicted model, not a curated record